GAAAACGGCGUGGAAAGGGAGGACGGUCGGCGGUACCGAGGGUCACAGGGAUGUACAGUAAACACAGGCAGAAAAAUGUCCAAAUAUCACCGGCAAAAUGUGGACGUUUGCUCGUUUUUCUUUAUUUUCUGUUGCUGAACGGCACACUGGACAGAGCCAGCGGAAACACCGGAGAACAAGGGCUGCGGGGGGAAAGGACGGUGAUGGCGCAGUGGCUCUCGCAAAGCCAAAGCAAAAGGGAGGCCGGAACCUCGACACAGGAAGAGUACCCAGCCAGAGGGGAAAUAGUGCUCUCAUCCGAUGACCUCCAUCUGGUGCUACAAGUGGAGCGCAAUCAGGAGCUUUUAGGUCCAGACUUUACAGAGACCUAUUACACAGAAGAUGGGCAGCCGGUGACUGUGUCAAACAACAAUUACACUGAUCACUGCUUCUACCACGGCCAUGUAAGAGGACAUCCAGAGUCCUGGGUCGCUCUCAGCACAUGCUCAGGAGUCAGGGGCCUGAUAUCCUUGAAUUCUAGUGACACCUACUACCUGGAGCCAAGCAGUGGUGUGGAUCCUCGCCACCAUUCACUGUGGAGUGCAGAGGAACUGCCAAUUAAAGGUGGAAACUGUGGACAUGGCCAUCACACCACACAGUCCAACCACAUCUCCGACCUGCUCAGACAGUUUCCCUCCAGGGUUAAAAGGAAUGCGUGGGGUACAACCAAGUACAUGGAGCUGUACAUAGUGGCUGACAACACACUGUUUAAGCGGCAGAAUAAGGACUAUGAAAAAACCAAGGCGAGGAUAAUGGAAAUUGCCAAUUACGUGGAUAAGUUCUAUAGGGCUCUGAACAUCCGUGUGCCUCUGAUUGGUCUGGAGGUUUGGACCGACAGGGAUCAGUGUAUCGUCAACGAGGAGCCAAACGCCACCCUCUGGUCCUUCCUCCAGUGGAGACAGAAGCUGAAAUCCCGCAAGAAACACGACAACGCCCAGCUGCUAACCGGUGUGAUUUUCAAGGGGACAACUAUCGGGAUGGCACCGCUGGAGGGGAUGUGCAGCCUGGAAAACUCUGGAGGCAUCAACGUGGACCAUUCGGAGCUGCCCAUCGGCGCUGCGGCCACCAUGGCCCAUGAGAUCGGCCACAACUUCGGCAUGAGCCACGACCAUGACGGCUGCUGUGUGGAGGCCACCGCUGAGCAGGGAGGCUGCGUGAUGGCUGCCGCCACCGGGCAUCCAUUCCCACGCGUCUUCAGCCGCUGCAGCAAACGUGACCUGGACAGCUACUUCCAGAAGGGAGGGGGCAUGUGUCUGUUCAACAUGCCCAACAUGAAGGACCUGGUGGGGGGCAAGAAGUGCGGCAACGGCUUUGUGGAGGACGGAGAAGAGUGUGAUUGUGGAGAACCUGAUGAAUGCACCAAUGAUUGCUGCAAUGCCAAUAAUUGCACCUUGAAAGAGGAGGCUCAGUGUGCCCAUGGAGUGUGCUGCGAGGGCUGCAAAUUGAAGCAGUCAGGUACCAUGUGCCGGGGGCCAGCGGGGGCGUGUGACCUGCCAGAGUACUGCACCGGGGCCUCUCCUUACUGUCCUGCCAACGUGUACCUGCUGGACGGCUCCGCCUGUCAGUACGGAGUGGCCUACUGCUACAACGGCAUGUGCCUCACCCACGAACAGCAGUGCCUGCAGCUCUGGGGCUAUGGAGCCCGACCGGCCCAUGAUGCCUGCUUUGAAGAUGUCAACGCAGCAGGGAACGCUUUUGGGAACUGUGGGAAAGAUGAACAUGGCAACUACAUGAAGUGUGAGAAAAGUGAUGCAAAGUGUGGUAAAAUCCAAUGCCACAGUGCUGCCAAGAAGCCCAAAGGCACCAACGCCGUGUCCAUUGACACCACCAUCAAGACGGACGGCAUCGAGGUUAAGUGCCGCGGCACCUACGUUUACAGCACCCAGGACGGCCAGGGCGACCUGCCCGACCCCGGCCUCGUCAUGACCGGCACCAAGUGCAGAGAGGGCAAGGUGUGCAGAGACCGCCGAUGCCAAAAUGGCUCUUUUACCGAGCUGGAGACUUGCAUUGCACGCUGUCACGGAAAAGGGGUGUGUAACAGUAAUGGGAACUGCCACUGUAAUCGCGGCUGGGCACCACCCUUCUGUGAGAAGCAAGGACUCGGCGGCAGCGUGGACAGCGGACCUGUCCAGUAUGACAGUCAGGUGGGGCUGGUGGUGGGGCUGCUGUUUGCCUUCUUAUUGAUCCUACCGGCAGUGCUGCUGUUCUUCUACUGCUACAGGAUCAAGACCUCCUAUUACCAUAAGUGGCUUUCCCAGCGAGAGAAGAACAAGACCAACAAGAUGGAGGCAUCGGUGGAGAAAGGGAAGAAUGGCCAUCUGAAUCCUGCCUUUCACCUGAAGGUGGUCGGACCAAUCAACAAAGCUAGUAGCCAUAAGGGGCUUCCUCACACCAGCAAAGAGGUCCUGCCUCUCAGACCGGGCCCUGCGCCCAAUGGUACCCAGCCAGUCAACAUUGUGCGACCUUUGAGACCCACCCAGUCUCCCCAGGGUGGUACCCGGGACGUCAAGGUGGUACGCCCGCCUCUGCCAGCUGGCAAACCCCCGGUGGCCCCACUCAAAUCCCCUGCAACCCCACAGAGACUCAGCCCGCCCAAGAAACCACUGCCCCUCAACCCGACACGAUCUCCACUGGAAGUGGUCUGUAAAAGACAAGGACAUUCAGCAGAACAAGCCAAGAGAGAAUACCAGUACCUACCUGUAGCUGACAUUACUACAGCCCAUUUGAUGAGCUUCGAGAGGUUAGUGUCUGAGCUGCAGCCCAGACUGUCCCCCUUCCCUCCUCAGAGGCCUCUCCCCCUCAGCCCAGCCAGAGGAGCCUCCCCCACAGUGAGUCCAGCCCGUACCAUGGUGUCCAAACCCUCCACGGGCCUGCUGGUCAUGAUGCCCCCGGCAGUGGGACCCAAACCUGUGGGAAAAGUCUCAGCCAUCCCCCCUCUCAGAGUUCUCAGACCGGUCCCAGGUGCCAAACCAAACACAGCCUCGCCUCCAACACGAAAAUGACCUUCUGCUCCCCCCUGACAGCCUAUUUGCACUAAGGAGACUUUGGCUGGUAAACCACAGAGUUGUCGCACAUACUACAGGAGGGCGAAGACAAAGUUAAAACCAGACGAACAAGCAGGACUCUUACCAGUUCAGACUUCAAAACGAAACCUUACCCCCUCCCCCCCCCCCCCCACCAUUCUCAAUUUUGACCCUCUCCACCCGCCUUCUCCCAGCGAACCAACAAUAACCACAACGACGCGGUUUUGCACGGAGGCCUUGCAGACUGAGACAUGUGUUAUCGCUGGGAGGCGGUCACAUUUGCCAAAUCAAUUUUUUUAGGACUAUUGUUUGUUUUUUAAUAUGUUAAUGCUGUCUGUGUAUAAAAAAAAAUGCAUUUUGUAAUGACUGUUGUUUUGUUUACAGUUUGUUUUUUGUCACUUUUUAUGAUUUAUGUUAUGUGCCAAAGAGGUCUCUUCAUACCUGGGGUGUGUCCCGAAAACGCUUGAAAAUCUUCUUAUGUCACGUGAAGUUUACCGCAAGUCAACUCCUCCGUAUUUUUUAGGUUUUAUAAUUUAUUGUAUUGUAUGAGGAUUGUCUUAACAUACAAAUCUGGAGAUACAGUGGUCUAUUGGGAGGAAGGAGAGCCAAUCACACAGCAGCUUCUUUUUUAACACUGUUUACAUGGUGGAGGAUUGAUGGAUACUUGGGACUUGCAGGACACACCCCGGUCGCUCAUGUUGAUUUGAAUGUCUUUUGCUGUGCGUUAUGACUUUUGAAUUGUUACAUAAAAUAUUUUUACAAAACUA
This is a messenger RNA of Cottoperca gobio, 3829 nucleotides long. It is a transcript of the gene adam19a, whose product is annotated as ADAM metallopeptidase domain 19a. The record is from RefSeq and is a predicted model, not a curated record. The transcript is spliced from 24 exons. NCBI's taxonomy places the organism in Eukaryota, Metazoa, Chordata, Actinopteri, Perciformes, Bovichtidae. Bases 51 to 3041 code for a protein of 996 amino acids. Gene Ontology annotation, molecular function: metalloendopeptidase activity. Gene Ontology annotation, biological process: proteolysis.